Molecule: messenger RNA, 1400 nt
Organism: Fundulus heteroclitus (mummichog)
Lineage: Eukaryota; Metazoa; Chordata; Actinopteri; Cyprinodontiformes; Fundulidae
Gene: rassf4a
Product: Ras association domain family member 4a
Exons: 11
Coding region: 34-1044 (336 amino acids)
Biological process (GO): signal transduction
Source: RefSeq, a predicted model, not a curated record
CCCGUCCUCCGAAUACCGCUGUGGCAAAAAGGCAUGAACGCUUGUAACGAUAAGGAGAAAUACAUCGCUGGCAGACGCACGGAAGAGGACGGGGUCGCUCUCUGUUAUGUGAGAAUGUGUGAACGUCAGACCUUUGUGAAGCUCAGCGAAGAGAAGCUCAUACCAAAGUCUGACGUCUUGUCACUGCUGAGAACCUACAACUGCUACCAUGAGGGAAAGAACUUCCAGCUGCGAACUCGAGAGGAGGAUGGAGAGCUCAUCCUAGAGGGGUUGCUAAAUAUUUACUGGGGUCUUCGAAGGCCAAUAAGACUUCAGAUGUUUGAUGACAACGAAAGAUUUCGGCUCAACAGAAAUGAAAUGUCUACUGUGGCAAAGCCAGCAUCUGCAGAGUCCAACAAUAACUCCCUGAGCAGAGAGCCCAGACCUGCUGAUGAUGAUACGGGUGGUCAAGAGGAAGAGGACUCACCUCAGCUGCUGAGGACCAGGAGUGACGCCUCCUUCAUGCGAGUGCAGAGGAGGUCAAACACACACACCGCCAGAGACCUGCAGCGCCUGCGCACGCACCGCUUCUCAAUCAACGGUCACUUCUACAACCACAAGACGUCUGUUUUCACUCCAGCUUAUGGUUCGGUCACUAAUGUUCGCGUCAACAGCUCAAUGACGACCGGACAAGUGCUCAACCUGCUGCUACACAAGUUUAGGGUUGAGAACAAUUGUGAAGAGUUUGUCCUCUACAUGGUACAUGAGUCUGGCGAAAGGACACGACUGAAGGAUGAUGAACACCCUCUGGUCACCCGUGUGCUUUACGGGCCGUGUGAGAAAAUCUCCAAAAUCUUUAUCACUGAAGCCGACCUGGGAGAGGAAGUUACAUACGAUGUUGCUCAGUACAUCAAAUUUGAGAUCCCUGUUUUAGACAGCUUCGUAGAGAAACUCAAAGAGGAAGAGGAGCGUGAAGUAAUCAAACUGACGAAGAAGUACAGCUCUCUGAGAUCUAUGAUACUGCAUCAGCUCGAAGGCAGAGGUCACAGCAGUGAGAGAGUAUGACUGUUUUUGUUUGUAUGACCUAAUGUGCACUGCUGGGUGGGUGUGUGUGUAUAAAAGGAAGGGAAGGGUGGGCAAUACACUAAUGACUGUUGAUUUAUUAUGGGAACAUUUCCCACUGCUGUAACGAAUGUAAAGCUGAACAAGUGCUUUUAUUGAAAAAAUGUUCCUUUAAAGCCACACCUCUUCUCCUUAGGUUUUAUGUAUUUUGUAUCAUUUAUCCUUGAUGUAUGAUCACACUUUGUAUACGUAUGUACUUUUAUUAUUGACACAUUUUGGAUAAAAAUUUGUUGUGCACAUAUUUAUACCCUAUGUUUUUUUGUAAUGAUUAAAAAUAAAAAAAUAAAAAAUCCUUCUCA